This is a messenger RNA of Erigeron canadensis, 1433 nucleotides long. RefSeq names its product salicylate carboxymethyltransferase-like. The transcript is spliced from 4 exons. Gene Ontology annotation, biological process: methylation. The record is from RefSeq and is a predicted model, not a curated record. Gene Ontology annotation, molecular function: S-adenosylmethionine-dependent methyltransferase activity. NCBI's taxonomy places the organism in Eukaryota, Viridiplantae, Streptophyta, Magnoliopsida, Asterales, Asteraceae. The coding region runs from base 38 to 1171 and encodes 377 amino acids.
CAAACUUGUGGCACAAAUUAAAAAGAAAUAUAAAGAAAUGGACUUGGUUAAGUUCUUUCAUAUGAAUGGUGGAGUUGGAGAAGCAAGUUAUUCAAGCAACUCCGGACUUCAGCGAAUGGGGAUAAUGAAAACAAGACGGGUAAUAGAAGAAGCAGUUAGCAACCUGUGUCUGAGCAACAUCAAGUAUCCAAAAACACUGGUUAUGGCGGAUCUUGGAUGUUCAUUGGGACCAAAUACACUUCUAGUAGGAUCCAUGGUGAUCAAUGCAGUAGCCAAGACUAGCCAAGAAAUGGGUCUAAAUCCUCCUGAAGUUCAAAUCAACUUAAACGAUCUCCCAACCAAUGAUUUUAACACCAUUUUUUGUGCAUUACAAGAACGUGGAAAAAAAUUAAGCACCGAGAAAGUAAGUGAUGUACACAGUCCACCUUCGUGUUAUUUCACUGGUGUGCCCGGUUCAUAUUUUGGCAGGCUUUUUCCGACCGAAUCACUAAAUUUCGUCCACUCUUCCUACAGUCUACAAUGGUUGUCACAGCUUCCUGAACUAGAAGAGAUAAAUAAAGGGAACAUAUACUUGGCAAGUACGACCCCAGAGAGCAUAAGUAAAGCAUACUACGAACAAUUUCAAGCAGACUUCUUUCAAUUUUUGAGGUGUCGUUCGGAGGAGAUGAUGGUUGGCGGACGGAUGGUUUUAACGUUAGCCGGUAGGACGACCGAGGAUCCCCGUGGUGAAGAAAGUUAUUACCUUUGGAGGCCUUUGGCCAUGGCUCUUCAGGAAAUGGUAUCAGAGGGUCUUGUAGAUGAAGCCAAAUUCGAUACAUUCAACCUUCCUCAGUUUACAGCAUCUCCUACUGAGAUAAUGAAAUUGGUGGAGAUUGAAGGUUCCUUCUCAAUCGAUCACGUCGAGAUUUUUGAUGUCAACUGGGAAAAUUGGAAAACAAACAAACACGAUAACGAUGCAUCACAAGUCAUAGAAACAGAUGAUAACGAUGUAGGACACGCUGUGGCAAAGAGUAUAAGAGCUGGGAUUGAGACGUUGGUUGCUAAUCAUUUCGGUGAAGAUAUACUCGAGGACGUUUUCAUGAGAUACGCAAAGUUUCUAACCCAGCGAAAAUCAAAGAAGGAAGAUCAAACUCUAGUCUCCGUAACUGUCUCUUUAAUUCGAAAAGGGUGAUUUAGUUAAGUUAAUGACAUAAGUAACAACAAAUGGCUCUAUUAUAAUUACUCAUCCUAAAUAAGUACCAUAACUAAUAAAGUCAUAGCUUUGUGUGGUCAUAAAUGAUAAAAAGUAGAAAUCAAAUCAAAAUUUAGACAGUUAUGAAGUUCCUACAAAUAUAAAUAUAACUAGUAAUUGAAAUAAAAAAUCUUGCUUCUAUAAGAAGUGAGUGUACUUGUGUAAUCAAGUGUAUUUAAUAAAUGAUGUAAUAAUAUCAUUA